AUGCCCGUCCCGCUGAAAUCCUUCACGAAGUCCAAGUGGCUGGCGUUUUUUGCGGAGCUCACGGCGAAGCUCGCGCACCACAACGUGAUGGUGGUGAUGGAGGGAUGCGAGGUGAUCAAACGUAUACUCGUGUCACGCGUGUCCGUCGCCGCCUUUUUGGAGGAGGGCGAGCUGCUAACGCAUCUUGUGGAUAUAAUUGCAGGUGAGAUGCUGUCUAGUGAGCGCCGAAGCGGGAGGCCACCGCUUUUUAUGGCUGAGAAGCUUCUUUUUACACAACUCGAGACACUUUCCCUCUUUAUUGAUAUGAUGCUUGCACUACACGCGGAUAAAAAUCCAUAUUACUGCCUGCUGGUGUUGGCACGUGCCGGGGCGAUUUUGAUGACACUUGUCAAAUUGUUGCAACGGCAGCACCCACGUUUUUUUGGGAUCAUCGGGACGAUGGUGAAAUUGCUUUUGUCGUUACCGCUCGGGCGGGAGGUACGGGGUUUGCCGCUCAAUGAAAGCCAAUCAGUUGCGUUCACAUGCCAUCUGCAGCAGCUGCAGGCGGCGGUGGCCCAGCACGAGGAAAUUCUACAGGAGACGUUGGAAACUCUGCAGGCGCUAUGCUUUGCUACGGACGGCCCGAUGCGUUACUGCAGUCACAGUUUGUUGAACAUGGCAGUGCAUCGCCUUCGACGUUUGAAAAAACGGAGUAAACAAGGCAGCAGCGCUGGAGAAGCGUCCUCUGCAAGGCACGACGUUGGGCUGAAUAGAACUGAAUAUAUUUCUGCCGACAAUUUCAUGGAAAGCAGUCUCAGAAGUCAUGACGCAACGUGCCUUGCCGCGGAUGAGACCAAAAUAUCCAUAAACACAGCCGUGGAUGGGGAGGAUGCGAUCCUCGAGGAAGUUGCAGAUGUUUCCAUUCCUGAAGAGGAGUACACAGACUGCUUUGAUCGCCUGUCAAAAGCUGGUUCUCAUGAGGAGUUUUUGUUUAUGAUGAACCGUUUGUGGUGCAUAACCGUGGCGGCUGGAGAUGAACUACAGCGUCGGUUUACAAGCCUUAAUUUCAGCCGGGCAUUUAAACGUUUUCUUGAGACCAUGCCAUCCAACCAGCAGGAUCAGGUGGUGUUUACCUCCGUGCUGCUGUGGUUAUCGCACAUGAUUUCUGGCUUUCACCUUCGUAGUGAGACGCGUGACAGCAUCGCGUCUGUCGCUGGAUCCUCGCUCAUAAAAAUUGUUCUUCAAGAUUUGAACGCUCGGGAUAUGUUACUGCCACAGCGGGAUGCAUCGGAUCUCUCCACCAUUGACACAUCCACACACGCCGCAAGCGCCGUCUCCACGUCUAGAGUUAACAUGAGUGCAUCUUCCCCGAUGCGGUGCGAGAGACCCGGCGGCCUUGUGGAACGGCCAUCGAUCUCACUUGUUGUUCUCUCCUUUCUUCUUAUUGCCGAGCGUGCGUGUGGGCCGCAGGAGAUGGGACAGUGGAUUCGUGACGCGGGUCUGUUUGCUCUGAUUGAGUCCCUCAUUCGAAAUGUGGAGAGGACUAAAUCUGCGUUGAUUGACACGCCGACCACAGUUGACGGGGCACUGUCGGACGAGGUGUAUCUUGCCUGCGCCAUGGCAUCUACGCGAACGGAACACACCACUCUUGCCGCCCUCGCCUGCAAACUUCUUUCGUCUGUCAUUUGGAAUCAUUACAUGGUGCUAAAUAAAUUGCUUGCGCCAGAGACCCUUCAAAUGUUGCGGUCGACAAUCCCGCUUUUGAUGACGAUUGGCAUUCACAACCCGACACUCACAUCUGCCAUUGAAAGUGUGUCUGGAUCCGCCAUUCAUCACUUACCCAGUUGCCAGCGUGCGUCACGCCAUACUUCCUUGGGUGAGUGCAGUCUGGUGGCGUUGGAUGCCUGUUUUUGGCUCAUGGAGUUUUCUCGGAUGGAUGCGGUGUGCCUGAGGGAUGUCAUCCCAAUGCUCCCAGCAGUCUCGCGGGCAACGCGUCAUAGUAUUCAUCCGCCUCUUCGCGCCUCCGUCUACCGCUGCCUUUCGCGUCUAUGUACUUCGUCUGCAGAACUUAUGACCAUCCUUCAUGAGAUGCCAUCGGUCUUGAGCGCCGCCGUCAACAGCGUGUUGGAGUACACGAAGACCGCACCACAAUGGGAGGCGGCAGCUGCAGCAGAGUGGUUGGCGCAUGUCAUUCGCAUCGCCUCCAGCGACGCCAAGGUGGAGCAGAAUUUUGAUUUUAUCCAGACGGCGCUCCCAGUUAAACUGCUGGAGUUGGCCUCUUCCAAUGGCAUUACAUACGCUACUGCCGCCAUGCUGUCCUUGAUGACAUCUCUCUUUGAGCAACAAGGCCGCUUGGCUGAGUUUCACCAGAAUACUUUUAGCAAUGUUCUUUUGCCCUAUGGUAAGCGAUCACUGGAGUGUUGGUUGCAACUUCUUCUUGUGGCGACGCAAACAAACGAGAAACUGGAGCAUGUAAGUGAAGCGCCAAUACCAGCGGCGACAACCACAAAGGAUGCACUCUCACGAUUCUUGAGCGGUAUUGAGGGCAUUUCGGUACAGUUCUCUUUUGUUUGUUCGCUGGCUCAGGGACUGCUGUUUCUCUUUGCCUCCAAUACAGUUGUGAGGGAACAAAUUUCAGACGACGUUAUAUGCGAUUUUAUCAUAAGUGUCUUUGCUCUUCCGUCGCCGGAUGACAUUUUUGACAUGUUAUCAUCCCGCUUCGGCGUGAAGGUGGAGCAGCACAGAACGUUGGAGGAUUCUUACGAGGCCAUGCUGCAGUGGGUGAUGGAGUUCUUUUCUCUUUGGUUUACUCCCGCCAGUCGUGCGGAGAAGAAUCCACUCAGCCUGCCGUCCACGUUUUUUACGCAUCUUUGUAAAGUUAUAAGAAACAACCGCCUGUCACAGCGGAUUCGCGCACAUGUCUGUUCCUUCGUCUCCGGCAUUGUUAUUGUGCGAUGCGAUGCUCUCUAUGAGGUGCUCGCGGCGUCUAGUGGCGAUCUCUUUGUGGCAUCACUUCUUGUUCAUCCUGCUUCUUCUGUCAGUGGAAUGCAGUGCCGCCUUUUGUCGCUUUUUGCGCUGGCGAAUGAUAAGGCGCACGAGCUUGGCUGGGUCGCCGCAAAGGUGACGGAGCUUGACGGACAAGUGCAGGCAUUGAAGAAGAAUGGAGGCGUGGUAGGGGGAGACGAGAUGAAUUCUCUCGCAAUGACACUUUCCUUCGUGAGUAGCGCCCUGGCCUUUUCUGAGUGUCGUGCCCUGUCGCGGGACGUCAGGCAAUCGUUUUGCUCUUCAUUUCGCAUUUUGUUGGGCUACGAGACGACUCAACGUGCGGCCUUUCAGGCGUCUGCGGCACUUGCGCGCAGUAAUGAGGGGCGACGCUGCCUCCUGCAUGAAGUCUGUUCCACCGGCGACCCGCUUUCUCGUUCAUGUUUUGGCCGUAUUUUGGGUGUCACACUUGGCGUCUUGCAAUCGGGUGAACACCUGCAGCUGCAGAAGGAGAACAACGACGCCAUGAAGCAUGUUCCCUUGGGCGAGCGGGAGGCAUUAAGAGCAGCUGUCGUAAUGUCUGGAUUUGAUAUCUGCGCCACGGCGUGUGGGAAAGGCGGGGUGCCUUUUACGCAUGCUGUGAUGAAAUUGAAGGGUGUUGAGCACAUAGAGUCUCUCUUUCUGAAGCACGAACGCCAGCGUGUGCCGACACCGUUGGGUCUAUUUCGACUUUUAGCGGCGAUUUCUUUUCAGUUGGAGGCGCAGCUUGCCAUUGUACGGCGGGCGGAACUCAUGACAAUUCUGAUAGAGACUGCAGGAAGCACAAAUCACACAGGGACUUUGUCUUUGUUGACGCUCCGCAACCUCUGCUUUAAUUCCACUUUAAAGACGCAAAUAUGUCAAGACAGUCGCAUUCUUCUUACAUUUAAGGCAGCCUUGAUGGCAACUCCAUCGCCGCAAACUGGGACGCACGAAAAUAGCAGCCCCAAACCAAAAGAUUGCAUGAAGAUUGUCCUCUCCUCACAGAAUGAGGUGGGGGAGAAGCGGGCCUCUCUGCAAACGUUUCUGGAGGAGAGAAUGUCGUGGCAGUCGAGAAAUUCAGAGUGUGUGAGCAGCAUAGAUGAUUCCUUAGGAGACCUGGAUAUAUUUCGCCGUCAGGAGUUGGCUGUGACAGCCUUCUGGUCCCUCAUGUACGACAACCAACGGGGGAAGUCAUAUGUCCGCGGUGUUUUCAACCACUCACCGACCGUGAACAUAAACAAACUUUUGACGACUUGCUCGGACCUUACCGUGUGCGCCCCGGAUUUUGCAAAGUACUCGGAGAAGAUGUCAGAGGCCAUUGGAAACAUCAAGUUUUUGGGAAAGGGUGCUAUUUGA
Messenger RNA from Trypanosoma cruzi, 4338 nucleotides. RefSeq lists its product as uncharacterized. The transcript has a single exon. The coding region runs from base 1 to 4338 and encodes 1445 amino acids. The record is from RefSeq and is a predicted model, not a curated record. Lineage: Eukaryota; Euglenozoa; Kinetoplastea; Trypanosomatida; Trypanosomatidae.